This is a messenger RNA of Malurus melanocephalus (red-backed fairy wren), 3688 nucleotides long. RefSeq names its product T-box transcription factor 4 (gene TBX4). Gene Ontology annotation, molecular function: RNA polymerase II cis-regulatory region sequence-specific DNA binding; DNA-binding transcription factor activity, RNA polymerase II-specific. Gene Ontology annotation, biological process: positive regulation of DNA-templated transcription; regulation of transcription by RNA polymerase II; cell fate specification. NCBI's taxonomy places the organism in Eukaryota, Metazoa, Chordata, Aves, Passeriformes, Maluridae. The transcript has 8 exons. The coding region runs from base 16 to 1641 and encodes 541 amino acids. The record is from RefSeq and is a predicted model, not a curated record. Gene Ontology annotation, cellular component: nucleus.
CUCUCCCCCAAGGAAAUGCUCCAGGAGAAAAGCCUGUCUGAAACCGAGGAAGGGUUUCCAACAGCCCCCGCGCCCGGCCAUGCGGACACCUCCGCCGGUUCCCCCGUCCUCGGCGUAGCCGGGGGGAGCACCACGCCGCUCAGCAGCCCGCAGCUCCCCGACACCGAGCAGACAAUAGAAAAUAUCAAAGUCUAUCUCCAUGAGAAGGAGCUAUGGAAGAAAUUUCAUGAAGCUGGCACAGAAAUGAUAAUAACCAAAGCAGGCAGGAGGAUGUUUCCCAGUUACAAGGUCAAGGUGACCGGAAUGAACCCCAAGACCAAGUACAUUUUGCUGAUUGACAUCGUCCCAGCUGAUGACCAUCGGUACAAAUUCUGUGACAAUAAAUGGAUGGUGGCUGGRAAGGCUGAGCCGGCCAUGCCGGGCAGGCUGUACGUGCACCCYGACUCCCCGGCCACAGGAGCCCACUGGAUGAGGCAGCUGGUGUCCUUCCAGAAGCUCAAACUYACCAACAACCACCUGGAUCCYUUUGGACACAUCAUCCUCAAUUCAAUGCACAAAUACCAGCCCCGGCUGCACAUUGUGAAGGCGGACGAGAACAACGCGUUCGGCUCCAAGAACACGGCUUUCUGCACCCACGUUUUCCCAGAGACCUCCUUCAUUUCAGUCACCUCUUACCAGAACCACAAGAUAACCCAGCUGAAAAUUGAAAACAACCCCUUUGCCAAGGGUUUCCGGGGCAGCGACGACAGCGACCUGCGCGUGGCACGGCUCCAAAGCAAAGAAUAUCCAGUAAUUUCCAAAAGCAUCAUGAGGCAGAGGUUGGUGUCCAGUCACGGCCAGCUGUCAGCAAAGCCUGAUGUGAACCCACUCCAUGGGAAUCACCAGACCCUCCAGCAUUAUCAGUAUGAGAACGGUGCUCACAUGCAAUUUGCAGCUUCGGAUACUCAAGAUCUGCCACUCAACACCUUCACAGCACAGAGAGAUUCAGGGCUCUUCUACCAUUGUYUAAAGAGAAGAGAAAGCGCCCGGCACCUGGACCUGCCCUGCAAACGCUCGUACCUGGACGCCUCGUCCUCGGUGGGGGACGAUCACUAUUUCCGCUCUCCGCCGCCCUACGAGCAGCAGAUGCUGAGCCCGUCCUACUGCGGCGAGGUGGCCCCGCGGGAGGCCUGCAUGUACUCUGGCUCCGGCGCCGACAUCGCCGCCGUCUCGGCCGUCGACGAUUUACCACCCCCGCCGCCCCCCCUGAGCUGUAACAUGUGGACUUCAGUCGCACCUUACACCAGCUACAGCGUCCAGACCAUGGAGACUGUGCCCUACCAGCCCUUCCCUCCUCACUUCACCGCCGCCCCCAUGAUGCCGCGGCUGCCGGCCAUCGCGGGCCAGGCCUCGCAGCCGCCGGGGAACGGCCACUUCAGCGUCUACAACCAGCUGUCCCAGUCUCAGGUCCGGGAGCGCGUUCCCGCCUCGUCCUUCCCGAGGGAAAGGGUGCACCCGUCCGUGUGUGAGAGGAAACCCCCCUCUCCGCACCUAAACGCGGCCAACGAGUUCCUGUACUCACAGAGCUUCUCCCUGUCCAGGGAGUCGUCGCUGCAGUAUCAUUCAGGGAUGGGGACUGUGGAGAACUGGACUGAUGGGUGACCCCGAGCGAUGCCACAGCCAGCGUUCCCGCUCCAGGACAGUGUUCGAUCGGUGUUGAUACCUGUGGGUAACUUGCACUUCGGUGAGACACACGUGCGUUUCCAGAGGGAUUUGUGGGGGUGAAGAGCUUGUACCUUCAGGCACACGGAGAAUCCCACCUCCUGUCUCAGUGGGCUGGAUUCAUCAGGCUCUUACUGACUCCCAAAUAAAUUCAUUCUCGUGUCUUCAUCCAGUAGAAACCAUCUUCAUGACUAACGAGUGAYGUAGCUAAUCAUGUCCUUUUGCUUGUAAUGUUAAACAUCCGUGAGCAAAUUUUGGCUGUUUGGGAAAAACAUGAGCUUCACUUGUAUGGUCCUYGAAUGAUGAAGCCACAACCUCCCAAAACUCCAAGGAAAAAGCCAUUUGAUCGGUUGCGUAGCUCAAGGACUGCCGUGGCAGCGCUUCUGUAGCYCUUUAGAUCCGUAGAAAUUCCUCGUUCCUCUGGAAGUGAGGGAGCAGUGGGAGCCUGCGGAGCGCGGGCCCGGGGAGCUGUGGUGCCGCCCCGGCGCCUCCCCGGCAGUGCAGGGUCCGUGCCAGUGGCAGAGAGGAGAAGGCACCGAUGCACAAAUGUCUCUUCUUCCCCCCACAGCACCGUGCCCGUGGCUGUGGGAAGYGAAGAAGUGAAGUGUUAAGCCCGAGGCCAAAAAGCAAAUUAAUUGCAGCGUUAGGAACAGACCCAGUGUCUUCAGACUCCCAUCCCUCGAUUGAACCACACUUGCUUAUUGCAAUAUAUUUAUGAAGUUUAAGCUUAAAAGUCGCUAAUACUUUCCAGAACCAAUUUCUGUAUUUGCUGGUCCUUGAUUUCUUUCCUUUUCAGCUGAAACGUGCCUUUUGUGCUAUGUUCUUUCCUUUUGCAUCCUGCUCAGACAGAAUUGUUUCAGAAUUGUAUUCAGGAGGAAUAUUUUCCUAAUGGUGGGGUGGGGAGGGAGAGCUCCCACAGCCUGUCAGGCCUUGCAGUGUACAAAUAUUCGUAGAACAGGUAAAACCAGUGUUUCCAUUGCUCCUUUUGGUUACUGUGGAAGUGUCCAGAGCCGAUUCCUCCAGCGUGGGCUUUGCCUCCCGGAGUGUCCCUGUGAGCUGGUGAGGGGACAUCAGGCACAGGUUGGAUUUGAUGAUUUCAGAGGUCUUUUCCAACCUCAGUGAUUCCAUAAGGAGGGAUCCCUCAGCUGACACCCAUGUGGGAAGCAGCGGCAUUCCUUCUGGAACAUUCCCUCUCCUGUGUCCCCCUGUGGCCCGCGGUGCCCACCCCGCUGAGCUCAAUGCCACCCCAAGGGACGGUGACAGAGGUGAUGCUGGAGUUGGGUCCAAYGAACAGCACAACGUUCAAGCUUUAAUCAUUCCACAGCGGGGUUUUUAAUUCUYCCUGUUGCUUCCUGGGCAAAGGCCAAAAGCUGAAAUGCAGAAAUGCAGGUUUGGGGGUCGGGAGGUGCUUCUGUGUUUUGGUGAAUCCGUGCCAGGGAAGAGGCUGCUGGGUAAGGGUGGCUGUGACACAGCCCUUGGUCACAUCUCAACCAGGACAAUCCCACGCACCCACUCAGCAGAAUCCGUGUGUGAGCGGUGUGGAUUUUGUAACCAGAUUUUGGAAAUCACUACAAUUUUUGCAUGCUGAAUAGCUAUUUAUAUACAUAUAUAUUUUAUAUAUAUAUAUAUAAAAAAUAUAUAUAUCACAAAUGCAGGCCACGUGUCCAAWUCAGCUUUGCUUUUGACGAAUGAAAUACUUAAUAAAAAUGAAUGUUGCAAGGGUUUUUUUUUUUUUUUGAAAGACAUCUAUUUAAGAUUUUUUUUUUUUAUUACACACCUUUGAUGUAAAAACUAAGAAUUGGUUAGACAAAAAAACAUAUAUACUACAGAUAAAUCUUUAUUAGAAACCACAUUAGAUACAGGUGGUAUGGAAUUUUUAAAUGUUUGUUACAUAGCAUGGACAUUUUAUUUUACAUAUCAGAACAUAAAGUCAUUUUACUACUAUAAGCUGUCUCUGGGUGCAUUUCAAUAAUUUGUAUAAAAACGU